UUUUAUUUCAGAACCAGCCACGCCAGUCGUCUUGACCAGCUCUCAGUCCACCUGCACUAGACAUCCCCUCCCUCCGGAGGUAUCGCGACCUUGAAACAUGCGCCUCGCCUGAACGACCGCCCUCGUCCGUAACGGGGGCGAGGGGGCGGUGCCUUGGAGCCAUGGGCGGCGGGCGGGUGAUUGCGCUGUUGCUGGUGCUGCCCGUCUUCGUAUACUGCGACACUGCUGGUUUUAUGAAGAGCGCUAAGAUCAGCACGCGAAUCGUACAGACUCGAUACGGACGGUUACAGGGGCUGAUCGUUCCUAUGGACACGCAUCGGUACUUGAAACCAAUCGAAGUGUUCCUCGGCGUUCCCUACGCGACUCCUCCAGUGUCGUCGAACCGGUUCUCCCCAACGCGGACCCCCAGUCCGUGGGAAGGGGUCAGAGUGUCCGACAAGCCGGGUCCCGUGUGCCCCCAAAGACUGCCGGACAUUACCAAUGAGACUGCGGCUUUGGAACGUAUGCCCAAAGGCAGGUUGGAGUACCUCAAGAGGUUAUUGCCGCUGCUCAGGAACCAGAGCGAAGAUUGUUUGUACCUCAACAUCUACGCGCCAGCUCAAGGUCAGUACAAAUCCUUCAAUCAAUGA
This is a messenger RNA of Acanthoscelides obtectus, 629 nucleotides long. Lineage: Eukaryota; Metazoa; Arthropoda; Insecta; Coleoptera; Chrysomelidae. The record is from the annotation of a GenBank genome assembly.